AUGAUUCCAGCUCCAAAUCUACCAUUUGAGCGUCCGAUACCUGAAAGGAAGAUUCGCAAUGAACUAUCGCAGCUCAAGCAUCAAACUCGUUCACCAUCGGAAGAUGAGCUAGAUCCUUUACGAGUGCGAAUUGUCAAAGCUCACCACAACUCCAUCAUAGUCGGAUAUGCCUACUAUGCUUGCGUUUAUCGCAUGAAAGAGUCACUAGGAUGGCAAAGUGUGUACAGUACACCUCGAAUGGAGUCGUUAAUUAAGCAUGUAGCGCUUAAUACAAAGUUUGGACCUCAGAACACGGAUAGGAUGGUGGCUGUAGCAUUAGCAAAUGGAAAUAUUCUACUUUGGGCUUUGGAGGAAGGGGACAGCGCUGCAAAAAUUGGCACAUUUUCGCUAUCUGUAGCUGUGGAUAAGCUAUUUUUCAUUGGUAGCCAAAUGGUAGCGUUGAGCAGAACGGGGAAAGUGGGCAUAUGGCAUUCAAUGACGCACAAUUGGCAAGUGCAAGAUGUUGUGGCCAUUUCCUGCUACGACACAGCGGGAUCUUCAUUAUUAUUGGGCUGUACUAAUGGAUCCAUGUAUUACAUAGAUAUGCAGAAGUUUCCACUAAGUGUUUACCUGACACCAAAAACCAAUGUGUGUGGAAACUGGAUUGAAAUCGCGUAUGGAACCUCUUCUGGCGCUGUGCGUGUGAUUGUACAGCAUCCAGAAACUGUUGGACAUGGUCCACAGCUAUUUCAGACUUACACCGUACAUAAUUCGCCGGUGACUAGGGUGACACUAAGCACAAAUCACUUAAUCAGCGAAACUGUUGGACAUGGUCCACAGCUAUUUCAGACUUACACCGUACAUAAUUCGCCGGUGACUAGAGUGACACUAAGCACAAAUCACUUAAUUAGCGUCUGCUCGGAAUAUAACCAUGUCCGGUCCUGGAUGGUAACACGUUUCCGAGGAAUGAUCAGCACACAGCCUGGCAGUACCAGCUUGGCGUCCUUCAAGGUGCUAACUCUGGACUCUACGGAUGAUUCUGUGGAUCGAGACUACGCUGAUCCU
Messenger RNA from Strongylus vulgaris, 1044 nucleotides. NCBI's taxonomy places the organism in Eukaryota, Metazoa, Nematoda, Chromadorea, Rhabditida, Strongylidae. The record is from the annotation of a GenBank genome assembly.